This is a messenger RNA of Vicugna pacos (alpaca), 4511 nucleotides long. The record is from RefSeq and is a predicted model, not a curated record. Lineage: Eukaryota; Metazoa; Chordata; Mammalia; Artiodactyla; Camelidae.
CGCCGCGCUGCUCACUCCCCGGAGUUCCGAGCGCCGCGGCCGUCGCGUCCGCCUGCCCUUAAAGGGCUGGCGCCCCAACAACUCUCCGCGCGGCGUCCGGUCGCUACCACCUAUCACGCCCCUCAGCCUUAGACUCUCCUCCCUUUGGGGCCGCCCCCACUGCCGGCUUCCCCUCCCUUCCUCCCAUUUCCCGGCGUCUCCAGGCUCCCAGCAACCAGCCUCCUCCUCGCUCCCACGGCCCUGGCCGGCGCCCGCUGGGUCUCCGAGCCGUGCUCCUCGGCCCCUCGCGAGCUGGGGCCCCUUCCUGUGGCCCGUACCCACAACCCCCACCUCCGCGUCCCAGCCGCCUCCUCCCCUCCCGGGCCCUGGAAAGCGUGUCUGCGGCUCCAGGGAGGGGACGUUUCCUAAUCUCAGGCCGGGGUUAAAGUUCUGGUCCUGGUGAGAUGCUGGAAGCUGCGGCCAGAGCCGCAACUAGCCCUGGAGGUGUCUUGUCGCCUGUCGCCGCCGCCGUCGCUGCCGCCGCCACUGCCGUCCUGCCGGGGCCAUGUUCGCUCUGGGCUUGCCCUUCUUGGCACUCUUGGUGGCCUCGGUCGAGAGCCAUCUGGGGGUUCUGGGGCCUAAGAACGUCUCGCAGAAAGACGCCGUGUUUGAGCGCAUCUACGUGGAUGAGGUCAACAGCGAGCUGGUCAACAUCUACACCUUCAACCAUACUGUGACCCGCAACCGGACGGAAGGUGUGCGCGUGUCCGUCAACGUCCUGAACAAGCAGAAGGGGGCUCCUUUGCUGUUUGUAGUCCGCCAGAAGGAGGCGGUGGUGUCUUUCCAGGUGCCCUUAAUCCUGCGAGGGAUGUUUCAGCGCAAGUACCUCUACCAAAAGGUGGAGCGCACACUCUGUCAGCCCCCCACCAAGAACGAGUCCGAGGUCCAGUUCUUCUACGUGGAUGUGUCUACACUGUCACCAGUCAACACCACGUACCAGCUCCGGGUCAGCCGAAUGGACGACUUCGUGCUCAGGACUGGGGAGCAGUUCAGCUUUAAUACCACAGCAGCCCAGCCCCAGUACUUCAAGUAUGAGUUCCCGGAGGGAGUGGACUCAGUCAUUGUCAAGGUGACCUCCAACAAGGCCUUCCCUUGCUCAGUCAUCUCCAUCCAGGAUGUUUUGUGCCCUGUCUAUGACCUGGACAACAACGUAGCCUUCAUUGGCAUGUACCAGACUAUGACCAAGAAGGCAGCCAUCACCGUGCAGCGCAAAGAUUUCCCCAGCAACAGCUUCUACGUGGUGGUGGUGGUGAAGACUGAAGACCAGGCCUGUGGGGGUUCCCUGCCUUUCUACCCCUUUGUCGAAGAUGAACCGGUCGAUCAAGGGCAUCGCCAGAAAACCCUGUCCGUGCUGGUCUCGCGAGCAGUCACUUCCGAGGCCUACGUUGGCGGUAUGCUCUUCUGUCUGGGCAUAUUUCUCUCCUUCUACCUGCUAACCGUCCUUCUGGCCUGCUGGGAGAACUGGAGGCAGAGGAAGAAGACCCUUCUGGUGGCUGUGGAUCAAGCCUGCCCAGAAAGCGCUUCUCUCCUUGGUCACCCCCGGGUCCUGGCCGAUCCCUUCCCUGGCAGCUCCCCGUACGAGGGCUACAACUACGGCUCCUUUGGGAAUAGUUGUGGCUCCACCGGAUCCACUGACGGUCUGGUUGACAGCGCGGGCCCCGGGGACCUCUCCUACAGUUACCAGGGGCAUGACCAGUUCAAGCGGCGCCUCCCCUUGGGCCAGAUGCGGCAGCUGUGCAUUGCCAUGGACCGCUCCCUUGACCCCAUGGGCACUCGGCCACGACUGGACUCCAUGAGCUCUGUGGAGGAGGACGACUAUGACACAUUGGCUGACAUCGACUCAGACAAGAAUGUCAUUCGCACCAAGCAAUACCUCUACGUGGCCGACCUGGCCCGCAAGGACAAACGUGUCCUGCGGAAAAAGUACCAGAUCUACUUCUGGAACAUCGCCACCAUUGCUGUCUUCUAUGCCCUUCCUGUGGUGCAGCUGGUGAUCACCUACCAGACGGUGGUGAAUGUCACGGGGAACCAGGACAUCUGCUACUACAACUUCCUCUGCGCCCACCCAUUGGGCAACCUCAGCGCCUUCAACAACAUCCUUAGCAACCUGGGCUACAUCCUGCUGGGGCUGCUCUUCCUGCUCAUCAUCCUGCAGCGGGAGAUCAACCACAACCGGGCCGUGCUGCGGAACGACCUCUACGCUCUGGAAUGUGGGAUCCCAAAGCACUUUGGCCUCUUCUACGCCAUGGGCACGGCCCUGAUGAUGGAGGGGCUGCUUAGCGCUUGCUAUCACGUCUGCCCCAAUUAUACCAAUUUCCAGUUUGACACGUCGUUCAUGUACAUGAUCGCUGGGCUCUGCAUGCUGAAGCUCUACCAGAAGCGCCACCCAGACAUCAACGCCAGUGCCUACAGCGCCUAUGCCUGCCUGGCCAUCGUCAUCUUCUUUUCUGUGCUUGGCGUGGUCUUCGGCAAAGGGAACACAGCAUUCUGGAUUGUCUUCUCGAUCAUUCACAUCAUUGCCACCCUCCUGCUCAGCACACAACUCUAUUACAUGGGCCGCUGGAAGCUGGACUCGGGGAUCUGCCGUCGCAUUCUCCAUGUGCUCUACACAGACUGCAUCCGGCAGUGCAGCGGGCCCCUCUAUGUGGACCGCAUGGUGCUGCUAGUUAUGGGCAACAUUAUCAACUGGUCACUGGCUGCCUAUGGGCUCAUCAUGCGUCCCAAUGACUUCGCCUCCUACUUGUUGGCCAUUGGCAUCUGCAACCUGCUUCUUUACUUUGCCUUCUACAUUAUUAUGAAGCUCCGGAGCGGGGAGAAGAUCAAGCUUAUUCCCCUGCUCUGCAUUGUCUGCACGUCGGUGGUCUGGGGCUUUGCGCUCUUCUUCUUCUUCCAGGGACUCAGCACCUGGCAGAAAACCCCUGCGGAGUCGCGGGAGCACAACCGGGACUGCAUCCUCCUCGACUUCUUUGAUGACCACGACAUCUGGCACUUCCUCUCCUCCAUUGCCAUGUUUGGGUCGUUCCUGGUAUUGCUGACACUUGAUGAUGACCUGGACACCGUGCAUCGGGACAAGAUCUACGUCUUCUAGCAGGAGCUGGGCCCCUUGCUUCACUCAUGGGACUCUGAGCUCCUUGGCUGCACUGCCCAGAGCUUGCGUAGUGCCAGGGAUGUGAGUCCCAGCCCUGCUGCCCUGUGCCGGGUGGCGGUGGGACAGCAAGGUCUAGCCCAGGCUUGGCCGUGGACAGUCACGGGGGUGGCCUUGAGCCUUGCUCCUUCCCUCUGCUGGGGAGGAAGCCUGCUUCCCCCGAAACCCUGGAUGUUGGCCAAAUUGCUGCUUUCUUCUCAGUGUUGGGACCUUCCAUGGGUCCCUGUCCAUCGGCUCUCUGUUUAUCCUUCUGCAGGAGGAAGGAGGGAAGUGUUCCCUGUCCAUCUCAUGCCUUGUAUUCUGCUCGUCACUCCACUGCCCUCCAGUCUGGGACCCAAAGCGCUUUCUCGUCCCUGAGCCCCCACUCAGGGCCUUGGUCUGGGGCCUGAUUCCCUGUCCUGCACCUGGGCUCGCUCCACUUCUCUUUGGGUCUGUCCCUGGCUGCCAUCACUGCCCACUCCUGUCAGCCAGGAUGGAUGGGGGUGUAGGAUUCUGGGGGCUGGCCAGCUGGUGCCAGGCUUUUGGUGCUAAGGCCUCCAAGGGCCCCCGGGCAGUGCUGCCCCUCCCCCUGUGCUCAGGGCUGGCUCUUUAGCAAUGAGGGUCAGCCCACAUGGGAGAACCGCCUUUAAUCUGAAGGACUGAAUUCAGAGGUCACUUUCCUAUCUCAUCAGCCCCCAGACUGAUGUUGGCAUCAAGAUUGGAAGGAAAAAGUAACUCAUCUUUUUCCUUCCUUUUUCUUUCCAGGCCCUUAGUCCUGCCAAACCCCAGACAGGGGCCUUUCAGUGCCAUCGACACUGCCCAAGAAUGUCUAGAGGCAAGGAGGGGACACAAAGCCUGGCCUGCCUCCUCCAUGGUCACAGGGGCCCCAGUGCCUGUCUUAGAUCAGGGCUCAGGGAAGGGACGUGAUAACUCCCCUCCGUGUCCCGGUCCAGCCUCACUCUAGGAUGCAGGGCUGGCUUCUAAGUUUCCGUCCAGUCUUCAGCCGAGUUCUGUGUCAGUCACAUACACACACACGUGAAACCUUGGAGUUUACACUGAGUGGCCCCAGCUCUGGUUCUCCUGGCUACUCUGGACCUUGGAUCCCUCCCUUUACCUGGUCUGUUUCAGAUGCCAAGGUUGGGGGAGGUCAGGUCCGGCCUUUGCCUGGGGCAUGGGAAUGUGUUUUAUGCUCCCCAGUUUGUUUUUGUAGCUCUCCCUUGGGCUGGGGAGAGGAGGUGGGUCUGGAUCUUUUUUUCAGAGCUCUAUUUAAUGUCUGUUUCCAUGCUAUGGUUGCAUUUCUGUUUACUAUGAAUGAGUCUGCAUUCAAUUAAAGAAACAACCAGAUGCA